Lathyrus oleraceus (garden pea) is the source of this 1404-nucleotide messenger RNA. RefSeq lists its product as uncharacterized. Bases 1 to 1404 code for a protein of 467 amino acids. The transcript has 2 exons. The record is from RefSeq and is a predicted model, not a curated record. Lineage: Eukaryota; Viridiplantae; Streptophyta; Magnoliopsida; Fabales; Fabaceae.
AUGUCUCAAUAUUCUUCACCCACUCACAUGCAUGUCCCAGCUGAAACCAGUGGAUACUCCUCACCAUCAUUUAGGGAAAAUACACCGUUUCAAAUGAUCAACCUGGCAGAUCUGAUUCUGGACGUUGCCCAUCUGUCCAUGGUUCAUCCCCCUCCUCAGAAGAAAGCUACAUCAUCUGUGUAUAAAGUUAUCAAUACUUCUAGUAAGUCUCCUGAACCCAUAAUCCCUAGUAAAGAUAAGAAUACUACUGAAGAAGAAUCUAGGCUUAAAGGGUCUGAACUUAGAAACCCUAGCAUGCAUGUUGACAACCCUGUAAGUACCACGAUAGUAGAAAGAAGUGAAACUCAUAAAGAACUUAGAAAGUUUGUUGCAUCUGUUUUGAAGGAAGUAAACUCUGAUGUGUUUCCAGAUGUUCAAACAUCUUUGGCAAAAGAUCCAAGCCCUGAUAAUGACUCAAGGGAAAAAGCUGAAGAAAAUGUUCCUGAUCAUACUACUCGUGAGAGAAGAAGUAAGAAGAAAGUUGAGCUUGUUGUCAAUGUUGAAGAACUUACCUCUGAUGAAGAACCCCUUACAAACAUUGUUACUCCCAAUAUUGCCAAGAGAUUGAAGAGACAUAAAGGAAAGACUAUUACUUUUGAAGAUUCUCCCUCUAGGGAAGUCAAGAGAAAAGUGUAUGGGUUGAAAGGAACUCCUUCUAGAAGCUCCAUAGGAAAAUCUCCUGUUGGACCCACUAGGAAUUGGAGUAAAGUUGUCACCCCUACUAGAAAGAGGAAAGUUGUCUCCCAUAGUGAAUCCGAGUUUGAUGUUGCAGAGGAUGUCCAGGACAUCACCCCUAUAAAAAGAUCUGCUAACAAGAAACCUCAUGAUGCUAGGUCCAAAGCUCCACUGGACAAUGCUUCUUUACAUUAUAUGAAGAAUGCAGAAAGGUGGAAGUAUGUCAUUCAGAGAAGGGUAACCCCAGAAAGGGAAUUGGGAAAAGAUGCCCUUAAGUGUAAAGAGGUCAUGGAACUGAUAGAAGCUGCAAGGACGAUGAAGACUGUCACACACUUUGGACCUUGCUAUGAAAACUUAGUAAAGGAGUUUGUGGUAACUAUCCCUAAUGGAUGUGAUGAUACAAAGAGUGUUGACUAUGGUAAAGUUUAUGUGAGAGGAAAUGUUGUAACAUUCUCCCCAACUGUGAUAAAUAAUAUCCUAGGAAGACCAGAUGAACCUCAAGCUGAACUGGAAGUCACUGAUGAUCAGGAAAUGAUGGAAGACGAGAAAAAGGAAGCUGUACAGGGUGGAGAUGCUAAUGAAGCAACUGAUGAUGAAGAGUAUGCUGGUGAAGAUGAUGCUGAUGAAGAGAAAGAAGAUGAAGGAGAAGAGUAUGCAACAACUGACUCAGAUAGUCAAGAUGAUAUUUGA